AUGUUACCGCAAUGUCAAGGCCCCGUCUGGGCCAUUGACGACCUGUCUCGUUGCUUCCAGCGCAACGUUCUUCAGGUCAUACUUCCCCUCACAGUCUGCGGCACUUCGCUGCUGGUGAUCCUAAUCCGCCUCGCUCAUCGAUAUAUCCUCACUCAAAAAGGUGUCGCUUACAAGGUUCUCCCGAACAAUGACUCGGAAGAUGAGGUCCCCAGUGCAUCGCAGGAAAACGAGUCCGAUACGAUGUUGUUCCAAGCUGUACAACAAGAACAAGCUCAGAUUGUCGAGGUCAAUCGCCCGCGUGGAGAGAUCACCGUUGUACUACUCGAGAUCGCAGCUUUAAUUGCUCAAGUUGGGGUCUAUAUCGCCGUUUUGUCGACUCACGGCUGGGGCCGACAUGGAACCCUCCCCGCCGUGGCUGGGCUUGUGUCGUGGGCCUACAUCCUUUUCUUGGUGCUGGUCCGUUUCCUCCUAUCGACCAUGGACCUUUCCUCUGCGCCGAGAAUCUGGACCCAUACAGCGAUUCUGUACAGCUUCCAGUGGUUGUUCAACAUCAUGGUCUUCCGAUCCGCCAUUAUCCACCCCGUGUCCCAGCAAGCCCUGAUUUUCAGCAGCAUUCAGUUCGCUCUGAGUACGGUGUUGCUGCUCAUUGCGCUCACCACUCGCCGAGGCAAUAAGCCAGUUCUGGUUGAACGCGAAGAUGGCUUGGAGCCUCCAACAUACCCCAUGGCCAGUUUGUUAUCUCUUGCGACAUUUGCCUGGCUCGAUCCUUUGGUCAUGAAGGGUUAUCGCCAACCCCUGGAGAUUGAGGAUGUUUGGAACCUGACCCCGUCUCAGAAGGCUGCGCACGUGCUUAGAGAAUUCCGCAAGAGACAAAUGAAAGGCUCUUUGGCAUGGAAGCUCAUCCGGUACUUUAUGGGGACAAUUCUAAAGCAGGGUGCCUGGACAGUCUUCGCCAAUCUAUUCGUUUUCAUGCCUAGUCUACUCCUCAAGGCCAUCCUCGAGUACGUCGAAGAUCCUCGGUCGACCACACCCCGCGCGGCUUGGUUGUUCGCCAUUCUGCUCUUCUGUUGCGCCGCGGUUCAGGGUGUCGCAGAUGGACAGGCCUUAUUUAUUGGUCGUAAGAUGGGCGUGAAAAUCCGUGCGAUCAUUAUUGGUGAAAUUUAUGCCAAGGCUCUUCGCCGCAAGGCAGGCGCUUCACUGGAGGUCAAGAAACCCGUAGAAGAUCCAAUCAAGAAUAAGAAGAAAAAGCUCUUUUCCUUUGGUCGCAAGAAGCAGGCCGCCAAUGGAAAUGAUGCCGAGGCUGGCAACAAGCCAGAGACAAUUGCGGAGGAACCUACACAGGCCAAUGUUGGCACAAUUAUCAACUUGAUGGCGAUCGAUUCGUUCAAGGUGAGCGAGGUCGGUGCCUAUCUCCACUUCUUGUGGGCUAGUGUGCCAGUGCAGAUUACAAUGGCGAUUAUUCUGCUCUACCACAUCAUGGGUUUCAGCUCAUUUGCCGGUAUCGCUUUGAUGGCGCUCAUGCUGCCUAUCAACCUUGUUAUCGCCCGCCAGUUCAACAAGGUCCAGAAUCAGAUUUUGAAGGGCACCGAUGCCCGUAUUCACGCCACUAACGAAGUCCUCCAAAACAUCCGCAUCAUCAAGUACUUUGCUUGGGAGCAGCGGUUCCAAGACAUUGUCGGCGAGAAGCGCAAGACCGAACUGAAAGCCCUGCGCAAGCGAUACAUCCUCUGGUCCUCCGCCGCAACCGUCUGGUACGGCACGCCUAUUCUCAUCACGUUCAUGUCCUUCUUCUUGUAUACUGUUGUCGAGAAAAAACAACUGACCCCUUCGAUCGCUUUCCCUGCCUUGUCCAUGUUCUCUUUGCUGCGGGUACCCUUGGACCAGCUCGCGGAUAUGGUGGCACACGUUCAGGAAUGUAAGGUUUCUCUAGAUCGUGUGGACAAGUACUUGAACGAGGAGGAAACAAGCAAAUACGAUCAGCUCCGUGAUAGUACUGUCACAGGAACACCUGCCAGGAUUGGUCUUGAAAAGGCAACGCUAUCUUGGAACAGCUCCAGUGGGGAUUCCCAAGAUACCGAGGCUGAUGCCGACUUGGAGGCUUUCCGUCUGAUCAAUGUCGACGUUGAAUUCCUUGUCGGCAAGCUUAACAUCAUUGUUGGCCCGACUGGAUCUGGAAAGACCUCCCUGCUCAUGGCUUUGCUUGGAGAAAUGAAACUUCUCGAGGGUCGUGUUCAUCUUCCCGGUGGAAUGCCCAACAGGGCAGAUCUCCCAGUGGACCCUGAAACUGGUCUGGUUGACAGCAUUGCUUACUGUGCCCAGGAAGCCUGGUUGGUCAACGACACUGUAAAGGAAAACAUCAUCUUCGCCUCUCCCUAUGAUGAACGUCGCUACCGUGCGGUGCUGAAGGCCUGCGCCCUGGAACGUGACCUCGCUAUCCUUGAUGCUGGUGAUCAAACUCUUGUUGGCGAGAAGGGCAUUAGUUUGUCUGGUGGCCAGAAGCAGCGAAUCUCUCUUGCCCGCGCUAUCUACAGCAGUGGCCGCCACUUGCUGCUAGAUGACUGUCUCUCUGCUGUCGACUCUCAUACCGCCAAGCACAUCUUCCGCCAAGCUCUUACCGGCCCUCUGAUGUUCAACCGCACAUGUAUUUUGGUAACCCAUAACGUUGCUUUGACUGUCCCCCAAUCGGAUCACGUUGUGGUACUUGAGCACGGCAGAAUUUCCGCCCAGGGCCGUCCCAACGAUGUCGCCGCUACUGGUGCAUUGGGCGAUGAGUUCCUCAAGUCUCGACCCAAUUCCCGACCCAGCUCUCGUGGACUCUCCCGUGCCCCAUCGAACCAUGAAUCGGAUGAUGAAGAUUUGAACGGCACUCCAAAUGGAAAGGUAGAAGACAAGGCCAAACUCACUGAAUCUAAGGCUACUGGUAGUGUCAAGUGGUCGACUGUCACCAUGUACCUCCGUGCCAUGGGCCCGUGGUACUAUUGGGUUGGUGCUGUUGUUGUAUUCGUCUUGCAGCAAUUGGGUUCUGUUUCCACCAACAUCUGGAUCAGACAGUGGGCGAAUUCUUACCAUACGUCCAAGGAUAGUGCCGAGGACGUCGGAAAGUACGCCGCCGCGGCCCAUCUCAAACCCCCUACCUUCAGCAUUGGAAGUGUUGGGCGCAUGAGCAGCUGGGGUCUGCCCCAAUUUGGCGCAAGCUCUUCCGGCAACUCUGAUGGGGAGGUGAACGUGGCUUAUUACCUGGGUGUCUAUGCGCUCCUGGGAUUCCUCUAUAUCGCAAUCUCUUUGUCUCGGGAAGCUGUUCUGUUCUGGGGUUCGCUCCAUGCAUCAUGGAAGAUUCAUGAUCGCCUUCUCAGGGCAGUCAUGCACGCAAAGUUCAGAUUCUUUGACUCCACGCCUCUUGGUCAACUGAUGAACCGGUUCUCCAAGGAUGUUGAGUCUGUCGAUCAGGAAGUCGCUCCUGUUGCUAUCGGCAUGCUCCACAGUCUGGCAUCUGUGAUUAUGAUUGUCAUUCUGAUUUCGUGGAUCACGCCAGGAUUCUUGAUUGCCGGUGUGUUCAUCACUUUGGUGUACACUGCCCUCGGUGCUGUUUAUUUGAACUCUUCGCGAGACCUCAAGCGUCUGGAAUCUGUCCAGCGCAGUCCCUUGUACCAGCAGUUCGGUGAGACCCUGAACGGUAUCGUCACCAUUCGUGCUUAUGGUGAUGGUCCUCGCUUCAUGGUCGACAACCACCGCCGCAUCAAUGCCUACAACCGGCCACACAUCUACCUCUGGGCUAGCAACCGCUGGCUCGCCCUCCGUGUUGAUUGGACCGGUGCUCUAGUCUCGUUCUUCUCGGCUACCUUUGUGUUAUUGAACGUUGGAACGAUCGAUGCUGGUGCUGCCGGUCUUUCCCUGACCUACGCCGUCACAUUCACAGAGAAUGUCCUUUGGCUUGUGCGUCUGUACUCCGAGGUCCAGCAAAACAUGAACUCUGUCGAGCGUGUCAGAGAAUACCUUAAUGUGGACCAGGAAGCAGCUUCUGUCAUCGAAGACUCACGACCUGCGUCUGAUUGGCCCAGCCAAGGUGCGGUCGAGUUCAUUAACUACACUACUCGGUACCGACCCGAUCUGGACCCGGUUCUCAAGGACGUUUCGUUCUCUGUAAAGGCUGCCGAAAAGGUCGGCAUUGUCGGUCGCACCGGUGCUGGCAAGAGUUCUCUCGCGCUGGCUCUCUUCCGCGGUCUCGAGGCCGAGAAGGGUCAGAUCAUCAUUGACGGCGUUGACAUCGGGUCAAUCGGACUGCGGGACCUGCGCCAGUCAAUCACCAUUGUCCCCCAGGAUCCGACCCUGUUCACCGGAACCCUCCGCAGCAACCUCGAUCCCUUCGGUCUCUUCAGUGACGAACAGAUUUUCACAGCUCUCCGUCGCGUGCACCUUAUCGGUUCCAGCACCUCAGGCACCGCAACCCCCACAACCUCAAGCAGUCGCACCGCGACGGAAAUCAACGGCAGCGGCGUGAACAGCAGCGCAGUGACAGUAGUCGAUAAUAAAAACGUCUUCCACAACCUGGACAGCCAAGUCUCGGAGUCCGGCUCCAACCUCUCCCAAGGCCAGCGCCAGCUCCUCUGCCUCGCCCGCGCCUUGCUCAAGAACCCCCGCGUCUUGAUGAUGGAUGAAGCAACCGCAUCCAUCGACUACGCCACCGACGCCAAGAUCCAAGAGACCCUCCGCGAAUUGAGCAACAGCACAAUCAUCACAAUCGCACACCGACUGCAGACCAUCAUCGACUACGACAAAGUCCUUGUCCUUGACCACGGCCGCGUUGUCGAGUACGACCACCCCUGGACCCUCAUUAACAAAGAAGACGGCGUCUUCCGCGGCAUGUGCGAGAACAGCGGCAACAUGGACGUUCUUCUAGACGGAGCCCAACGCGCUUGGACGCAGAAGCGUCUUGUCGGUGAUUGUUAA
Messenger RNA from Penicillium roqueforti, 4947 nucleotides. RefSeq lists its product as uncharacterized. The coding region runs from base 1 to 4947 and encodes 1648 amino acids. NCBI's taxonomy places the organism in Eukaryota, Fungi, Ascomycota, Eurotiomycetes, Eurotiales, Aspergillaceae. Gene Ontology annotation, biological process: transmembrane transport. The transcript is spliced from 2 exons. The record is from RefSeq and is a predicted model, not a curated record. Gene Ontology annotation, molecular function: ATP binding; ATP hydrolysis activity; ABC-type peptide transporter activity. Gene Ontology annotation, cellular component: fungal-type vacuole membrane; fungal-type vacuole.